AUGGGCUGCCGGGGAACCAGCGGGCCGGAGCCCCCGGGGAGCGCGCCGCCGCCGGGUGUUUGCUGCCUGGUCCUGGUCGCUCUGAGCCUGUGGCCGGAUAGAGCUGCUGCCCCGGGGCCACCGCCGGGCCCCCCACGGGCCUCCCCAGACCCUCGGGCCGAGCUGGACAGCGCCGUCCUCCUGACCCGCUCUCUCCUGGCGGACACUCGACAGCUUGCUGCGCAGCUGAGAGACAAAUUUCCAGCCGACGGAGACCACAACCUGGACUCUCUUCCCACCUUGGCCAUGAGUGCAGGGGCGCUGGGAGCCCUACAGCUCCCAGGUGUGCUGACGCGGCUGCGGGCAGACCUGUUCUCCUACCUGCGGCACGUGCAGUGGCUGCGGCGGGCGGGCGGCCCUUCCUUGCGGACCCUGGAGCCGGAGCUGGGUGCCCUGCAGGCCCGGCUGGACAGACUGCUGCGCCGGCUGCAGCUCCUGAUGUCCCGCCUGGCCUUACCCCAAGCACCCCCAGACCCACCAGCUCCCCCACUGGCCCCCCCAGCCUCCGCCUGGGGAGGCAUCAGGGCAGCCCACGCCAUUCUUGGGGGGUUGCACCUGACCCUUGACUGGGCCGUGCGGGGCUUGCUGCUGCUGAAGACUCGGUUGUGA
This is a messenger RNA of Puma concolor (puma), 648 nucleotides long. RefSeq names its product interleukin 11 (gene IL11). NCBI's taxonomy places the organism in Eukaryota, Metazoa, Chordata, Mammalia, Carnivora, Felidae. Gene Ontology annotation, molecular function: cytokine activity; growth factor activity. The record is from RefSeq and is a predicted model, not a curated record. Gene Ontology annotation, biological process: positive regulation of cell population proliferation; positive regulation of MAPK cascade. Gene Ontology annotation, cellular component: cytoplasm.